Molecule: messenger RNA, 3468 nt
Organism: Chelmon rostratus (copperband butterflyfish)
Lineage: Eukaryota; Metazoa; Chordata; Actinopteri; Chaetodontiformes; Chaetodontidae
Gene: rab9b
Product: RAB9B, member RAS oncogene family
Exons: 2
Coding region: 157-765 (202 amino acids)
Biological process (GO): retrograde transport, endosome to Golgi; Rab protein signal transduction
Cellular component (GO): phagocytic vesicle; lysosome; late endosome
Molecular function (GO): GTP binding; GTPase activity
Source: RefSeq, a predicted model, not a curated record
CGCACGUCACGACACUCAAUCUCAGUCAGAUGUAGGGGAGCAGGCAGACCACGUAACAACAACUAUUAGGACCAGGGUUAAAUUGGCCCUGGCCUGCCACCUGGUGUGGAUGCCUGUGACCCGGUGAGGAGGCCUUGCUGGGUUGGAGGAAACACAAUGAGUGGGAAGAGCCUGCUGCUGAAGGUGAUUCUGCUGGGGGACGGUGGAGUGGGCAAGUCCUCCCUUAUGAACCGCUAUGUCACGGACCGCUUCGACUCCCAGUCCUUUCACACCAUCGGUGUGGAGUUCCUCAACCGGGAUCUGGAGGUAGACGGGCGCCUGGUUACUCUUCAGAUCUGGGACACGGCAGGCCAGGAGCGCUUUAAGUCCCUGCGCACGCCCUUCUACCGAGGCGCCGACUGCUGCCUGCUCACAUUUGCUGUGAACGACCUGCAGAGCUUCCAGAACCUUGGCUGCUGGAAGAAGGAGUUCAUGUACUACUCGGACAUUAAAGACCCAGAGCGGUUCCCUUUUGUGGUGCUAGGCAAUAAGGUAGACAUGGAGCAGAGGGAGGUGGGGGAGGACGAAGCACGGGCCUGGUGUGAAGAGAACGGCUGCUGCCCUUACUUUGAGACCAGUGCAAAGGAUGACACAAAUGUCACAGCUGCAUUCGAGGCAGCUGUCAGGGAGGUUCUGGCUGCCGAGGACCAGAUUGACCAUGCACUACUAAGUAGUACUAUCGAUCUCCAUGGCAACCGCAAAACCUCUCGCGCGUCUUGCUGCUGAUUGGUCAGGUGCGAAUCCGCCUUGUCUUAAUCUCGCUGGCUGAAACUUGCCUGUGGCAGUUUUGAGAGCCACGAUUUAUUGUUUAUGGUACACAUACUGUAGGUACAAGGUACUGAGUACAGUAUCCCCUGAAAAUAAUGUGGAUAAGAUACAGCUGCUCUGAGGAGGGCAGUGUCAAGGAUUCAGCUGGUAUCUAAACUGUUGUACUAUUGCUCAAGGUACAGGCACACUGUAACAGGCACACUCAUCCUUUGUACUCUGUCUGCUUUCAGUAGUGUUGCACAAAAACAUUGCUACCCGGCUUCAGCUCUUUCUGCUUAUGCAGGAGUUGUAUCAACUAGUACUUUCAGAGCACUUAUUUUAAUCGAAAUUAUUCAAACUUUAGUCAGAACAACAGAUGAGAGAAUCUUCUCUUGAAGAGCACACUCUACCUUUGGCACAGCAUCAUAGAGUUGGUCUUGUAAAUGCUCAACAGUCUGUCCCUGAGCUGAUUUUCCAGGUUUUAGAGGGACUUUGACUGCAACAUCACAUUUUUCUUCUUAUCAGGUCUUUUAACAUAAGCGGGGAACUAAUGUAUUUUCUGGGCACCGGCCGUGGGAGUGACAGUGUUCACAAUCCAGCUAGAUAUUAUGCUUGGGAACUCCCAACAUCGGGAUAAUGACGAAUAAGAUUUGAGGUACGAGGAAGUUAAACGAUUGCUGCUCUCUAAAGGAAGAUGGCCUUGUGUGUCGUCAGUGGAAAGGGAAUUCUGAGCUUUAAUUUUGCAGCUGUGACUGUAAGCAUAGGGUACGAGCCAUUGCAGCGCUCUUAUUCAUUUCACUAGUAUAUCUGCAGUACAACACAGCACUGCUGUGUAGCCAGAGGUGUGAGGUGUACGAGUAAGGCAUUUUCAGACCAGUUUUUCCCCUGUGAUUUAUGUACAUGGGCUUGUUUACUAAGUACGGUUCAGUGUUCUUUCAGAGUUCAAAAAUAAUGCUGCUUUUGCUACUGUUGUUGAUCAACUGCUAUUUAUUUUUCUGUGAAGCACAUUUCCACCUGCUGACGUGUUUGUUUGUUUUUUUACAGACAAUGAGUGAUAUUUACAUUAGGUUUCUGUGUUUGAUCAAGGGCUGUUUAAAGUCUCUUUCCCUGAUGUGUUAGUGGAGGUUGCAGUUAUUAGAAUUAACAAUAAUUUUCACAAUUAUGGCAUGUUUGUAAUCCUGUCUGUCUUGUUGGGUGGCAGGCCUUAACAUUCCAGUCCUUUAGCUUUGCCUAUUCUGAAGGUCUCCUGUGCUUUACUGAUGUAUUAUGUACGCCUUGUGCUGUCAGUCUGGUCAUUCUAGGUCUCAGCUGAAUAUGAAAUAGCCUGAGCACAAGGGUAAGGCCAUUAAGACCAGUAAUGUGUGCACUGUGCAUCACCCCAUUCAUACAGUAUUGAGUGAAACAUAGGACUGAGUAUUCUGACAGCUUAAUGAUGUUUACUUGUUUUCAGCUGAAUGGUUCUUUACUUUUAUUUCAGUGUUUUUAAAUACAGACUUCCUUACAUCUGAAUAUGUCCCUUUGGUUUUGCUAUGGGCCAGAGGGCAUUGAUGUUUGCCUGCAUGGUUCCAGAAAAUAAUAUGCCUGACAUCCAAUGCUUCAAACUGAGUUUCACAUGGUCAGAAUUCAUUCUCGUCAGUAUUGUGAUUACUGCUGGAAUAUUAUUUUAUAAUGUGACUACUCAGCCAACCAUACCUGUUGCAUAAAUAAGAUCAAAUGUUUUCAUCUCCUGAAUGCACAAAGUCUCUGUUAUAGUCCAUGUUCUCAUACCCUUUUCUGUUAUAUUGAAGGUCUCGAGUAUUCUCUCAGCCUGCGAUCACAGUAUUUGCCUUUGAAGUCAGAAAUUGCAUCAUUUUUCAGUGUGCGUGCAGACUAAUGGUGGCCUGCGAAAGUGAACCGAAUCCAGUCAGGUGCAGUUAUAUUUACUUAUUACAUGGAUCUUUGGUUUAACGUAGGCUUAUGACAAAGAGCAUGUUCAUAUGAUUACAGUUAGAUUUUAUAUCAGGUGUGUUGAGUGCUGGUAGUCCCAGCAUAGGAGAGAAACUUAAUUAACUGUGAAGUGAGUGGGGCAUUUAACAGAAUCAAGCUGGUAGCCUACUUUAAGUCAAAGCAAAAAUGAGGGCUGUUAGCUUAUUAUUUGUCAGUGUUAAUAUUUUCUUAAUUAAACCGAAUAGUUUGACUCCUUAUGGUACCAUUUCAGAUUUUAUCCUGUUUCGAUUAUGUAGCCUACAACAGUGUUUACCUGGAAUCUAACUUACCUGAGAAUCAGUGGGUACUUAUAAGCUAGUAGCAUUAACCCUACAGUAUGUUGCUCUCGUGUGCUGUCAUAUAUCACUGCAACCAAGUCUAAUGUCAGUAUUUUUUAUGUUGCUGUAAUAUUUAUGAAUGUAAAAACAAAUUUCUUUGGGCUGUCCAUAUUAAUGGCUUAUGUAAAUUGCAAAGGGCAUUCAUUUUAUAACAAUGUACAAAAUGACACUGAACGUCUGUUCCACCUCAGUGCUCAGCCCGAUGAUUUGAGCUGUGUGAAAGUCAGACCGUUCAUCGUGAUUAUGUGUUGAUCUAAUAGACAACUUCCCUUAUUCCUCUCUUUGCACUACGGAGGAUAAGACUGGGUUUGCCAACAUGCUGACAAAGUUGUGUAUACUCUCCAGUGCUUGGCUACAAAUAAAACAUGCAACAUACCAA